AUGAUGGGAUCAACUUUGAUCAACAUUGACUUGAAGAACACCGUCCACAGUGUAAUUGAGGAUCGCAUUGUGCGACGUCGGACGGGUGUACAGUCCUGGAAGGUAGAAUUAGGCCUUCUCGAUCUUCCUGAAGAUCUCUUGAUAGAACAGGUCCUAGGACGGUUGGAUUUCCGUGAUUGUAUUCGAUGCUCAAUGGCAUGCAAAGCCCUUCGAUGUAUGUUAGAAGAUUCAUCCGCACUCCAGCUCAAAGUCGAGUUUGGCACGGACGGCAUUCUCGAUACGAGGCUACCAGUCGACAGCUCUAUACCGUCCGCCAAGAAACUGCAAACUCAUCUUGAGCGCCGCCAUGGAUGGCGUUCACUGGACUGGAAAGGGACCGAGAGAAUCGGCCCCACCGACCCGUGCGCUAUGUACGAGUACAGGGCUGGCGUCUACGCUCAGAUCGAGAAUCAUGUGUACCCAAACACAGACCAGUGGUACUCUUCUUCGACCGUCAUCCAAACUACCUCUGCGGGUCAAGCAGAACGGGAAAUCGUCUUCGAAGACAUGGGUAUUUGGGUUGCCGCAAUGACCUUCGAUCCCAUGCAGGAUGUGCUCGCUCUUAUUGAGCGUCACGGGACGGCGGACUCGGAAGGAAGCCGAGGGGAUGCACUGGUAAUAUCAGACGACCAUAAGCUCCUGGUUCAUCUACGGUCGCUCACGACGGAUCGAGCACACACCCUUGCCUCGAAACCCAUCCUACACUGUUUUUACACGCCUUCAAACAGGGAAAACGUGGUCGUCAAAAAGUUCGAGAUCUUCGAUGAUAUGCUCGCCGUGAUUCUAGGUCCUGGGCCCACAUACGCUUGUAUCUGGAACUGGCAAACUGGACAAGUCGUCUUUGAUUUGUGUAUCCCUCGAGCUUAUCUCAACCCUCAGAGUACCUCCAGCCUCUGUAGUGACUUCUGCUUUGUCUCCUCUCGAGUCAUAGCCUCAGUUGCCUUUGACACGGAAAAGGAACCCGGGGAACAAGCGUGGUUCGAUGUCUUCUUAAUCUCUGACCCCGUUUCUGCUCCCAUGGAAGAAACAUCUAGCUCGUCUUCAGCGAGAAAUCUAACUCAUGCAUGCUCCCUAUAUUUUCCACCGAUGGUCAAGGAGCUUUGGGAUGUCGAUAUAUCCACAUCGUCCUCUUCUCUACAAACACCCAUUGGCCUUUUGUUUGCCACUAUACAAUAUCGCACUCACCACAGCCAUGAUGGUGACGAUGAUGGUGCCAGUGACGGCGACGAGUAUAUGUACGGUUAUCAUAUCAUCACGAGUGGCACUAGUGUGUUGGGGUAUGCCGCCCGCCACACGCAGGAGGGUUUCCGAGCGCUCUCGUGGCAGGAAUGGGGACCCGACUCGUCCAAGGUCUUUGCAGAGGGUCUGGACGUGGAUGAUAAAAUUCAUAAUGCGAACAUCCGAUCUACUAUGGGCAAAAGACUUUUUUUCACUUACAUCUACAGCCUCGAAACGAAAGGCGUAGGCCAUAGCGCUGUGAUCGAGUUUGGUUAUCAUCUCCUGCGGGACGAGCACUUUCCCCGCUCAGAGGCUUCCUGUCAUGACGGCACGGAUACUCGAGUUCCGACCAUAGUUAGGGAAAGAUCGCAGACGCACACUCUGCUGGCCGGAAAGAAUAGCCCUUUCGCUAUCGACGUGGAGUCCCGACUUCCGUGGCGGAGCGUUUCGAUGCUCGCCCAUCCUCCUGGUUAUAAUGCUCGGUAUCCGCAAUAUAAGCUUGACGUGGGCCGGAUAGUCGCCAUAGAGGGUGAGGAGGAUCAGACGACUGGAAUCGAGCUGUUCCAAUACAUCUUCUAG
Molecule: messenger RNA, 1836 nt
Organism: Stereum hirsutum FP-91666 SS1
Lineage: Eukaryota; Fungi; Basidiomycota; Agaricomycetes; Russulales; Stereaceae
Exons: 6
Coding region: 1-1836 (611 amino acids)
Molecular function (GO): protein binding
Source: RefSeq, a predicted model, not a curated record